UUUUUGCUUUCUGGUCUGUUUCCCUUUAUUUUAUUGCUGUAAUUUCAUUAGUCCUGCUCCAAAGUCCCUCGUGUGGAUUGCCCCUCGCUUUGGAACACCGAGUUUUUAAUUUAAUUAAACUAAAUUAAUUAAUCGAUCGGGGUUGGUUUACUUGCGCUCCUGGCACGUCCUCCUCCGCCUCCUGCCACACUGGUGAAGCACACCAACAAUUCCCCUCUGCGCUGUCUUGUCUCUGUUCUGGAGCAUUUGUGCCUGCGUCUUGAUUCCGGACUCUCCCCCCUCCUCAACCCCCUUCUCGAGUCCACCGUUCUAUCGGAUCGUCACAUCCCCUCUUCUAUUUCCCUCGGACGCAACGCUGAUCGCGACUGGUCAAAAAGUCUCCCGCGACUCUCGUCUGCAGUUUUGGACCUGUCCCUCUUCAUCCUUCAUACCUCGUCGGCUCUGUUGUCUUGUUCGCGACUUUCGUCAGGCGCUCAACCGUCAUAAUGGGUGGUCAAGUGUCUAAGAUUAUGGGGAAGAUCUUCGGAACCAAGGAAAUGCGGAUUCUGAUGUUGGGACUCGAUGCUGCAGGAAAGACCACGAUUCUCUAUAAACUUAAACUCACAAACCAGGAUGUCACCACCAUCCCCACCGUUGGCUUCAACGUCGAGAGUGUCACCUAUAAGAACGUCAAGUUCAACGUGUGGGAUGUCGGUGGUCAGGACAAGAUUCGGCCGCUGUGGAGACACUACUACUCCGGUACCCAAGGGUUGAUCUUCGUCGUCGAUUCCAGCGACACCGCUCGUAUAGAGGAGGCUCGCUCCGAACUGCACAAGAUCAUCAACGAUCGCGAAAUGAAGGAUGCCCUUCUGUUGGUGUUUGCGAACAAGCAGGAUGUUCAAGGCCACUUGAGCCCUGAAGAGGUUACCAGUGCGCUGCAGCUCAACAAGCUUAAGGACAAGCUGUGGUACGUGGCGCCCAGUGUUGCUACCGACGGUACCGGUAUCUUUGAGGGAUUGGCUUGGCUCUCGAACAACGUCAAGACGCCACCCCAGAAAUAAGCCAUCUCUCCAUACACACUCGUUCCCGACCGACCAAACGACCUUACUACAGGCCUCAUCCCAGCUCCGACGCGGCCUUGUGUAUAACACCCUAUCUUGGAACCAACCGACCUCAUUCGUUUCAUGUCCGGUUUGAUGACAGAAGACGCAGUAUUAAAACCUGUGUCUCGACCACCUUGACGCCCUCUUUUUUCUUUCUUUUUCUUUUUUUUUCCUUUUUUUUUACCUUAUCUUUUCUUUUUCUCUUCUCUUUCAGCUUCGAUUAGCUUCUGAUGAUAUCCCCCUUGUUUCCACACGGGCUUAUAUGUCAAUACCCCCCUGAAUAUCUAAUUAAUACCUGCCUUUUCUUGUCACACUCUUGCCCCCCCUGAUCCGGGCACUAUCUCAUUUCCGUUGUCAUUUUCUUCCGCUGUAGAAAGAUCCAAAUAGAAGGAAAAUGGAACCCGCACAUAUACAGAUACAAA
Molecule: messenger RNA, 1504 nt
Organism: Aspergillus candidus
Lineage: Eukaryota; Fungi; Ascomycota; Eurotiomycetes; Eurotiales; Aspergillaceae
Product: ADP-ribosylation factor family protein
Exons: 6
Coding region: 486-1040 (184 amino acids)
Biological process (GO): vesicle-mediated transport; intracellular protein transport
Cellular component (GO): cytoplasm
Molecular function (GO): GTPase activity; GTP binding
Source: RefSeq, a predicted model, not a curated record